This is a messenger RNA of Owenia fusiformis, 2134 nucleotides long. NCBI's taxonomy places the organism in Eukaryota, Metazoa, Annelida, Polychaeta, Sabellida, Oweniidae. The record is from the annotation of a GenBank genome assembly.
AGGCUGUUUAUAGUAUAGGGGAAUAUCGAUCUAAGCAUUAUAGAUCAUGCUUCGCUUGGAAGCAGCCAAUAUAGGAAUAUUUAAUGAUAAUUCCAUUCCAGUGUUACAGUUCCAAUACAGAAUGGUAUUCCGGCACAUAUCGACGUUCUCAGACUAUCAGAAGAUAUAGCAACUGUGGAUAAUACACAUCACUUGGAAAGAGGGAGUGGAAUACUCGACCCUCUGCGUUAUGACUGAUAAAAGCGAACAGCGGGAGAAAAUAAUGUCGUCAUUCAGCAAGGCUUGCGCUGAGUUAUCAAACAGCAUCAAAGGCUUCCGGCUGACCAGGAGUCGGGAAAACUCUACAAGUAGUAGCAGUGUUGGCGGUGGAAGCGCCACUAGCCCUAACGGCACUAGCAAAGAUGCAAUGAACAAUACAGUUAUGGUGACAAUCAACGGCAAGGUACCAAGCCCUAAUGGUAAGGUCCCUCAACAAACACAGGCAAUCAGCCCAACAUCCAUAUCAACUAAACCAAGGAAGUAUGACCUUAAUGGAUACAUUCCAAAACAUGGACAACUCACUCAAGAUGACAUGUGGACGGAUCAAUAUUUCACAUCGAAGUUAUUCUGGUAUUUUUCCACUUGUGAACGAUGUACUUUAGCUCAGGUGUCAGAGAAAUGGAGGGAUGUAUUGUACAGACCGGAGUAUUGGCUAGGGGUGACACCAGUGUUAAAUUUCAAAGACAUCAAAGAUGAUUCUACAAGAAAGAAAUUCUACGCUAGUUUCCUACAGAGAGGGUUUGAUUCUAUAGGUCUCUACGGGGCAACUGAUAACGAUCUCAUCAGUUUUAUCACAGAUUUUCCAUAUUCCAGAAAACACAUUCGUUCCCUGGCUCUCCGGUGCUCGAACAUCACCGACCAGGGGCUAGAAUCAAUGUUAGAAAAGAUGCAGUGUGUGUAUAGGCUAGAACUAUCAGGGUGUAAUGAACUCACAGAGCCGGGAUUGUGGUCAUGUUUGAAUUCUAAAAUUGUCUCACUCAGUAUCAGUGACUGUAUCAACGUUGCGGAUGAUACCAUAGCAGCAAUUUCCCAACUUUUGCCCUCAUUGUAUGAACUCAACAUCCAGGCGUAUCACGUCACUGAUGGUGCUAUGGCCUACUUCAGUGCCAAGCAAAGCUACACGCUCAAUAUUCUUCGUUUGACAUCUUGUUGGGAAAUCACCAACCAUGGAAUAGUGAACCUGGUCCACUCGCUGCCUAAUCUGACCACCAUCAGCCUCAGUGGUUGCAGCAAGAUUACAGAUGAUGGAAUCGAAGUGAUAGCAGAGAAUCUCCGAAAGCUCAGGUCCCUUGAUUUAUCCUGGUGUUCACGCAUUACAGACGCCUCGCUAGAAUAUAUCGCUUGUGACCUGGGGCAACUAGAAGAACUUACGCUUGACAGAUGUAACAACAUAACAGAUGUGGGAGUUGGUUACCUGUCUACCAUGACAAGUUUAAUACGACUCUACCUCAGGUGGUGUACACAGAUACGAGACUUUGGCCUGCAGCACAUUCUUACUAUGAAGAAUCUCAGGAUCCUGUCUCUUGCAGGUUGUACACAGUUGACUAACACUGGUGUGUCAAGUCUAGUACAGAUGAGGUAUUUGGAGGAACUAGAGCUUACAAACUGUGGCCCAGGGGCAAGCAAGGAGGUCUGUCAGUACCUGAGAGACAACAUGUACAAGUGUCUCAUAUUAGAAUAACCCACCUACCACCCAAGCUACUACCAGGCCCAUGGACAUGAACGUGUUCCUGAAGUGACUCUGGUGUUUCUGCAUUGAACUGGAAGAGCAUAUCAAUGCCAGUCACAUAAAGUUCUAUUAGGAAAUAUACAGUAAUAUUGUACAUUCCCUGUAAAUCUGUGCAAUAUCACACGAGUAAUGUGACAUUGGUAGAGUUGGCAGUUCAAUAACACUUUCAAGCCUUUUGGAAGCCAGAUCAUAAUAAGUAACAGAUCUGUUGUAAGAUAAUUGUUUGCAUCACAGGAAGAUCUGAAUAUGGGAAUACACUAGCAAGUACAACAAAUAAGGGAAUGAUUGCUAUGGAGUACAAUAAACACUAAGAAGUACAAUUAGCAUUAGGGAAUAAAAUGAGCACUAGGAAAUAGAAUGAUCACU